AUGGCACGUUCCUUGGCGGGUUUUCUCUUUCCGCUUUUUUUCUGCGUUUUCCUCGCGGCUCCCGUUCACGCGGGACCUGCCCAGAGUCGCCGUCGCCCCUCCCCUUCGAAAGCUUCCACCUCUGUUUCUGUGUUGGAGACAACGGCGCCAGCGUGUCUCCGCUGCUCGGCGGGGUCCCACGCAGCGUCCGUGAACCAAGCCCACGAAGUCGUUUCCUCCUUUUCCGCUCCGCCGGCAGACCCCGCGCGAUGCGAAUUGUACCUGCAAAAUCUGUUCUGCGCCCUCAACUGCUCCGCCGAGAAAGCGCAGCCUUGGGUCUCUGUGCGCGCCGCCCCCGCGUCCUCGGGCGUCUCUUUUGCCGAGUCAAAGGCGAAAGUCUCGACGACCGUCCGGGUGUGUUCACAGGCGUGCGAACAGUUCGGAGCAGCCUGCCAGAGCGCAGGAAGCGCGCAGGCGCCCCAGGACGGAGGUGCGUCCUUUGUGGAGAAAACGAGUGGGGUCAGACGCCCGGCGCACCGGGGAGAUGCGGGGCGGAACGAAGAAGACGCACCGGGUUUUCUUCAGCUGCACACAAAACACAGAAGCCGCGCGAGUGCAAAGGCGAAACGCAGCGAGAAGUCCUGCGUAGACUUGAAGCUCGCGGGGCUCGCCUUCGUUUCAGUAGAUCAGCCAGCGGCAGGACACGAACGGGCGGGGACACAGGGCGACGCAGCCUGUCUCAGCUUCCUGCAAGUGGAACAACCCGCUGACGACUACACGGCAGAGCAGACGGCAGGCGCCGCCCAAGCGCCUCCAAUGACUCGAACCCAACCAAUUGCGGAGCACGACCAGCUGGCGGAUCCGUCGACUCUCGUACCAGGUGUCCCCCUCAACCCACAGCCCGCUGACCUAGCAGGCACUGCCGCUCUCCCCCAGGCAUACCCUGACGUCCCUUUGGGCCCAACUCCUGCAACCGUCGCCCCUCAAGACCCCUCCGGAGUUGCAGCAGGCGUGGCAGGAGCCGAGACCGUCGCCCCAACUCCCAUCCCGUCUGUCGUCCCAGCUGCCGCUGCGAAUCCAGCGUCCCCGACCCUAGCCUCGGUAGCUCCGACUCCUGUCUCUUCGCCACUGGUCCCUGCCUCUGUGGCUCCGACCGGCAGUCCCGCCGCCGUCACAGGCGUUCCGGACGCGUCGCUUCCUGAGGCUCCCGCUUUUCAGGCACAGCCUGUUGUAACGCCUCAGGCACAACCUGUUGUAACGCCUCAGGCACAGCCUGCUGUCUCUUCUGAGGCACAGCCUGUUGUAACGCCUCAGGCACAGCCUGUUGUAACGCCUCAGACACAGCCUGUUGUAACGCCUCAGGCACAGCCUGUUGUAACGCCUCAGGCACAGCCUGCUGUCUCUUCUCAGGCACAGCCUGCUGUCUCUUCUCAGGCACAGCCUGCUGUCGCUUCUCAGGCACAGCCUGUUGUCGCUUCUCGGGCACAACCUGCGGCCACAACCGUACAGGCAGCAGUGUCUUCGACCGCUGGGGCUUCAGCUGCGACAGGUUCCACUGUGGGCGCACAGCCAGUGGGUGAACCCGCUCCUUCCCCUGCAGCAGGGGUGCAAGCGGCGGGUGCCCCGACGACGGUCUCCAGACGUCAGGCGAUUUCGAGCGAGGCAGGAGCGGCGGGGACAACAGGGGCGUCUCCAACCGUCGCCGUUUCCCAAGGGCGCGUGGUCGACCUGAGGCAAGGUGUGAAGACGACCGGUCACUUUCGAGAAGCCCAGACGCUCGAGGUCGUUCCGGAGGACGGAUUCUGCAUGAGCAACUGCGAGUGCUGGCCUGUCUGGGCGUCGGCGAUUGUCGUCUUCGUGGUCUAUCUGGCGGCAACUUUCAUUGCGAUCGUCAUGAUGGCGAGUCUCUUUUCUCGGGGUCUCUGGUCGUCCACCUUUUACCGCGGAGGCGGCAACUGGCUUAUCGGGUCCUCGGUCAUGGGCGCGGUCACCGGCGGCCUCGUAGGCGGUCUCGUGACUCAGUGCGUCGCGGGCGGCCUCGGCCUUGCCGCUGGCUUAAUGACGCUCUGCUGCUCCAUUUUGCUCGUCGGGCGACGGGGGGCGUGGCUCGGAGCUAUGGGCGGAAUCCUGACAGGCGCCGUGGUGGGCGCCAUGAUCAACACGGGCGGAUUUGCAAUUGCAUUGGGCGGAAGCAUCGGAUUGCUCCUGGGAGUCAUCUGCGGGUUCGCGCCGAUCGCUCGCCAGCUGAAAGUGAACGAGCGCUACAUUCGUCAGGGCAUGGCGGCAGCGGCGAUGGCAGGAAACUCCGGGAAGAAACACCCCGAAGGAGGGCGGCGGGGCGACGGCGGCGUUGACCACUUCCGUGGCUACGAUCCCAUCGGGUCUGGCCCCGAAGACUCCCAGAGGCAAUCGCGGCCCAGCGUGCUCGGCAACAUGCGGUCGUCCUUGCGCUCGGAAGCGACCGCCGGCUCUCUCUCGGCUCGGCUGCGCUCCGUCGCCGCCGCACACAACGCCUACACGGCAGAUGAAGAAAAACUAUACGACCACGGGAGAUCUGUCGAGAGCGACAGCCACGAGUUCAGGACCGACAAUGCGCCGUCAAGACCCGGAAGUCCCCUCUCUGCGGGUGGUGUGGACGACGAGGAGUAG
This is a messenger RNA of Neospora caninum, 2628 nucleotides long. Its product is annotated as putative transmembrane domain-containing protein. The transcript has 7 exons. Bases 1 to 2628 code for a protein of 875 amino acids. NCBI's taxonomy places the organism in Eukaryota, Apicomplexa, Conoidasida, Eucoccidiorida, Sarcocystidae. The record is from RefSeq and is a predicted model, not a curated record.